This is a messenger RNA of Branchiostoma belcheri (Belcher's lancelet), 1767 nucleotides long. Its product is annotated as troponin T, fast skeletal muscle-like. Gene Ontology annotation, biological process: muscle contraction; regulation of muscle contraction; sarcomere organization. Gene Ontology annotation, cellular component: troponin complex. Bases 124 to 945 code for a protein of 273 amino acids. The transcript has 9 exons. The record is from RefSeq and is a predicted model, not a curated record. Gene Ontology annotation, molecular function: tropomyosin binding. Lineage: Eukaryota; Metazoa; Chordata; Leptocardii; Amphioxiformes; Branchiostomatidae.
GCGCCCUUGCAGUCAGACCAAGCUUGGAACAGGGUGACCAAAAACGUCGCCGGUCUCACUCCCCUCUCUCUCUCUUACCGUGUGGCAUUUUCCCGACCGACCGGCCGUUAAGGAGCUGCAGAUAUGUCGGACGUUGAAGAAGAGGUGGUAGAGGACGCCGCUCCAGAGGAGGAGGAGGAGGCACCUGCCGAAGAGAUGGCGGACGAAUACGAAGAGGAGGUGGCUUACGAGGAGGAGGAAGUCGAGGCCGCUCCCGAGCCCGAGCCUGAGGCCCCCAAGCCCAAGCCGCCGCCCGUGGCAGCUCCCAAGAUCCCCACGGGAGAGAAGGUCGACCUUGGUGCCAUCGCCGCCAAGCGCAAAGACAAAGAUCAGCUCGAGUUAGAAUCCCUCAUAGAGAAAUGGUUCGAGAAACGGCAAAAGGAAGACGCUGAGCUGGAGGAGAUGCGCCAGAUGAGGGAACAACGUAAGGCGGAGAUGGCAGAGAAGGAAGAACUGAGGAAACAACAGGAGAAGGAGCGUAUCGAGGCUGAGAAGCGUCGCAUGCGUGAACAGAAGGAAGCUGAGGAGAAGAGGAGGCGCGAAUUGGACGAACGGAAGAAGAGACUCGGCAACGUCAACAUGCACAUGGGCGGCUACCUGAGAACUCUGGAGAAGAAGGGCCCAAGCAAGAGAGACAUGGCUGCCGAGAAGAAGCGCAAGACCGUCGAGCUGCGUGUCGGCAAGUUCAGCGCCGAUGAAGUGUCAGCAGCCUACGCCGACGAGCUGUACGAGAAGCUGCAGCACUCAGAGGAGGCACUCUACGACAUCAAGGACAAGGUGAAGGUGCAGAACCAAGACGUUGAACGCCUCAGGACAACCGUCAACGAGAGCAUGGGCAAGUUCUCCAAGCCAGGAGCCGUGUCCAGGGGCAAGGUCAGCGGAGGCAAGUGGGGCGGAAAGAAGUAAGCUAAGCCAAGUGGAAUGUGAACUGAUUUCCUCGCCUGGCUACCUAGCUGUCCACCUCGCCCUGCACCGAGUCGCUCUCCUCUCUCUAAAUACUAGUCUCCUUUACUUCUUCAUGUGCGUUUUGAUUACUGUAUUCGCCAAGAUCGUCCCGGAAGAGAUACACAUCGCCAUAUAUACUCUGUAAAGUCAUCAUGAACUCGACAAAGAACAACAACUUGAAGAUGCUUGCAAAAACAUUUUUCAACUGAACAACCUUUCGAAUGUUUUCAUGUAUUAGAACUCACUUGUGUUUGUCCACGUGUCAAAUGGACGCAUGUAAAAAUGACAUUGAGCGUCGUGUCGUUGUUGCUUCAUGUAUGUAUGUUUGUUUGUGGGGUGCGUAUAGUAAUGUUAACGAAUGCCACGUGCUUUUAACUUCAAGCGCGUGGCGAUUCUGUUGAGUACGCUCCUAGUCGUGAAGUUGGUGGCGUCUCAUGGCCGUAUGUUGUUGCUGUGUCAUUUUUUCCAUCUAAAAUUUGUGCGUGCGACUUUGGCGGCCAUAUUGCUGUGAGACGUCUCAACUACUGUCCUAACCGCAAAAUUUUUAACCCUUUGUUUUGUAUGUCCGUUUGCGUUGAAAAAAAAAAACAAACCCAAAAAAACACACCCCUAUUCUUAGAUUCAACUGGCCGGCUCUCGUGUUCCAUCUGAGACUGAUACCGGAGCUUUGAGUUUCAGACUAGGGCUGUCAAAUAAAAACAAGUUUAUUACGUAAUCUGUGAUGAAGAGUUACAUUUGCAUUGUACAAUAAAUAAAAACCAAAAAAAAUCUAAAAAGACCAAA